AUGGGCCACCCUCACCUGUAUACUCCAGAGCGCUUUAAGGGUGCUUACGAAAGAGCUGGCCAGUACCGAAGAUUUCAGCAGCCCAGAAAGAGAAGCGGCUCCUUCCAAAGGAAAGGGAUUGAAGGAUGGCAUAGAGCUGUGUCUACCAACUUAGUAAAACAAAAUGUAUUGGUCCCUAAAGAGGAGUCAUCCAGUGAUAGUGACAUGGAAUUUCACAAGAGCCAGCAAAAUCAGAAGAAAAAUUUGGUGAGGAAAGUGAAGACUGUUUUGGGGAGGAUGCUGUCACAGUACAGAAGCAAGCCAGCAAGUGUCAACGAAGAGGGUGCCCCAAACCACAAGGAAACCCUCCUUCCAAAUACGCAGAGCCUUCUUCCUAGAAUUGUCAAGGAGCUUCCAUCACCCAAGUUAUUUACCGAACCAAGAAUGAGAAAGCUCUCCCAGAAUGCAACUAUACAACUUGACGUUGUUGAAGCAGAGACAGAGGCGAUAACCCAAAGAAAUACACUCCUCCGAGCCAGGAGAACCACCAAGCGUUUAUCUGUGGCAUCACUUCCUCCAGGAAUGCAAAAGGUUCCAUAUUCAUCAAAAAAGAGACCACACUUUCUGAUAUAAAAGAAGCACAGCAUGGAAAACAUUCUCCAGAAAUCAGAUUUGACAGUGGGAAAGCUUCAAAUGCAGGUGGAUGACCUCAUAGAAACAGUGACAAAUAAAUCCAUGAAGUUAUUGGCCCAAAGACAUGCUGAACUUCAACAGUGUGAGUUUCUAGGGGAUGAAAUUCUUCGGUCUUAGAAGCAGUUCCAGAGGAUGUCCAAGCGAACCAUGAGAAAGUAUAAAUUGAAAAAUGUGUGUUUCCCAUGUACCUGGUCCUGCUUCUGA
Cervus elaphus (red deer) is the source of this 876-nucleotide messenger RNA. It is a transcript of the gene C24H3orf49, whose product is annotated as chromosome 24 C3orf49 homolog. The record is from RefSeq and is a predicted model, not a curated record. NCBI's taxonomy places the organism in Eukaryota, Metazoa, Chordata, Mammalia, Artiodactyla, Cervidae.